Messenger RNA from Erigeron canadensis, 687 nucleotides. RefSeq names its product protein ALP1-like. The transcript has 2 exons. Bases 1 to 687 code for a protein of 228 amino acids. The record is from RefSeq and is a predicted model, not a curated record. Lineage: Eukaryota; Viridiplantae; Streptophyta; Magnoliopsida; Asterales; Asteraceae.
AUGUGUCCAACCGCAUGGUGCGGUUUGCACACCAGAGGGAAUGUUGGUAGACCAUCAUUGAUGCUUCAGGCGGUUGCGUCUACUGACUUGUGGAUUUGGAAUGCAUAUUUUGGUCAGCAGGGGUCCAACAAUGACAUCAACGUGUUUGAGGCAUCCCUAGUCUUGGAAGAAAUUAUAUCUGGCUUGGCACCUACAUCGGGUUUUUAUGCAAACAACAACUACUAUAAAGCCGGAUACUACUUGACAGAUGGCAUCUACCUUGAGUAUUCCACUUUUGUGAAGACUUUUAUCGACCCGAUUGAUGAAAAGAGAAAAUACUUUAAGAAAAAACAAGAAUCGGCGCGAAAGGAUAUCGAGAGAGCAUUCGGGGUUCUUAAAAAGCGUUGGAAAGUUGUUAGUUUUCCCUCACGGUUUUGGGACAAGCAGAGGAUGCAUGACGUGAUAUACGCAUGUAUCACCCUACACAACAUGAUAUUGGAGGAUGAAGAUAAAGCUUUUUGUCAAGACUUCAACGAUGAAGACUCGACACUAGACCCGGCGUAUUGGGAACAACAAACUUCAAUGGAGCAACGGAUCGCGAAUUCACAAGCCGUACGAAAUAGCCAAACCCACAACAUGCUCUUAGCGGAUUUGGUAGAUCAUCUUUGGGAAAACAAGAGGGGAAAUCAUCCACCAUACGUGCUGUAA